AUGCAAGAAACAAUUAAUCACAUGGAUAUAAUUAUUUCUACAGCAGAUGGCGCAUCACCAAUUAAAAGAGAUUCUUAUAAACCAAAUUUGGAGAAUCCAAGAAGAAUUAUAAUGUUUGACGGAGUUUGUAAUGUUUGUGAUGGGUUUGUACAAUUUGUGUUUCCAAGAGAUAUUGCCAAAAGAUUUUCAUUUCAAGCACUUCAAACUGAAAAAGGAAAAGAAAUAUUGGAUUACUAUGGUAUACCAUGUGACAUGUCAUCAAUUAUUUUAGUCGAUGAGGCUGAUGGUAAACACUAUACCAAAUCGACUGCAGUUUUAAAUAUUUUAUUUUUUUUAAAGGCACCAUAUAGCUACUUUUAUUCAUUCUAUUUUAUCCCACCAAUAAUUCGAGAUUUUGGAUAUGAUUUUUUUGCAACUUAUAGAUACUUAAUUUUGGGAAAAAAAGAUUCUUGUUUUUUUUCACCUUCCAUGGCCUCACGUUUUAUCUGUUUCAAAAGUAAAAUGAUGGAUUUGACCCAAAAAAAUUUGUUAAAAAAAAAAAAAAAAAAAAUUAAUUAA
Molecule: messenger RNA, 558 nt
Organism: Dictyostelium discoideum AX4
Lineage: Eukaryota; Evosea; Eumycetozoa; Dictyosteliales; Dictyosteliaceae
Exons: 2
Coding region: 1-558 (185 amino acids)
Molecular function (GO): protein-disulfide reductase activity
Source: RefSeq, a predicted model, not a curated record